GACGAUGGUUAGCUUGAUUGAAAUCUAGCUACGGUAGCAACAGCAAUCUUAUCACAACAGUCACAAAAACAAAGAACAAAAACACACAAAGAAACAAACAAGCAAACAAACCCAAAAUGUCCAAAGGCCCCAUUUCCACCCCACCCACAGAUGCUCCCUUCCAGUCCCCACUGGAAUAUACAUGGGAGGCUCCACACCAACAUGCAUCUCCCAAACGCCCUCCCACUCGACUAGCAGAUGUCGAUGUUGACAUGUAUCUCGUGAAGAAGCGCCAUGUAACGAACGAAUCCAUUGCAUUGCUGUUCCGCAGCACUGGCAACCUCAUGCACUCAUGGUUUUCCAAGGAGGAGGAUCCACAACAACAGGAGCACCAGACAACUUCAGAAGAGUAAGAGUGCACCAUACAUACAAAGAGACAGAGAACUCUGCAGGAACGAGAACUAUUGCCGUUUGCUUGAAUUCAAAAUGACUUCCACCAAAUCAUAUUUCCAAUCUAACCAGAACCUUCCAAUAGUAGAAUUUGGCUUAAAAGAGAAUAACAAUAGAGAUGACUUUUGAUC
Molecule: messenger RNA, 560 nt
Organism: Seminavis robusta
Lineage: Eukaryota; Bacillariophyta; Bacillariophyceae; Naviculales; Naviculaceae
Source: the annotation of a GenBank genome assembly